UUAAAGGGGACUGCACAGUGAUUGCCACUAGCAAUGGCUCCCAAAAAGAAGGGCAGCAAGGGGUCCAAAGAGCCCGAGGUCAAGAAGAAGAAAGGUGGCACAGUCAAGUCCAUGGAAUCAUCUGUUAUCGAAGAGCUGAAGGAGCUCUACCAUAACCAGAUCCGAGACCUGGAAGGCCGGCUGGCCCGGUACCAACGGAAGUGGGAUGAGCUAUCUGUGCAGGAGAAGUUGUUCCGCCAGGAGUAUGACCAGCUGGCUAACAACAAGAAGGAGAUCGUUGCCUUUCUCAAGCGCACCCUCAACCAGCGGGUGGACGAAAUCACAGAGCUCAACGAGCAGCUCCAGAGCCUGCAGCUGGCCAAGGAGAUAGAGAAGGACGCUUUUGAAACACAGCUGGCCCAGGUGCGCCACGAAUUCCAGGAGACCAAGGACCAGCUCAUGACGGAGAACAUCAUCCUUGGGGGGAAGCUGGCAGCCCUGGAGGAGUUCCGGCUGCAGAAAGAGGAGCUCACAGAGAAGUAUGCAUCUCUGGAGGACCAACUACGGAAACAGGAGAGUGAAUACAAGGAGUACAUGUACAAUCUAGAGAAGAAGUCGGUGCUGGACAAGGACAGACUGAGGAAGGAAAUCAUCCAGCGGGUGAACAUGGUGGCCACCGAGUUUCGCAAAGUGGCCACGAACCAGAUGUGGGAAACGACAAAGCGGACCAUCACGGAGAACAACACGGUGACCUUGCAGCUGUCCAAGAUCUCCCAGCAUGGCAUGCAGCUGCUGCAGGAGAACGAGCAGCUCAAGGGUGCCCAGCACUUACUGCACAAGCAGGUGGAACUGCUGGAAAGCUCCCAGAAGAUCAUGGCCAAGAAGAGCAUAACCCACCAGAAGAUGAUCCUCAUGCUGACUGAGAAGUGCAAGGAGCAAGAGCAGAUCAAAGAAGAGGUGGAGAAACUACAGCUUCAUCUGAGUCAGCAGGAGCAGAACCUCCAGCAGCAGUGGCAGGAAAACCAGGCACUGAGGAGCCUGGAAGAGCAGCUGAAAGUGCAGCUGGAGAAGCAGCAGGCCGAGGUGCAGCAGCUACGGCAGCAGCUGACCAAAGAGCAGUCGGUUCGGGCAAGCAUGGUAUCAGCUCUGGGCAGGGCCACCACAUUCCUUCAGAGCAUUCUGCAGCAAAUGCAGCCAGAUGAUGAGAGUGACCUCCUUGCUCUGGUUGAGUUGGAGCAGAGAGAGAUGCUGCAGCAGCUGCUGGCCAUGCUCAGCUCCACUGUGGUCACCAGUCCCCAGGAAUCUGUGUGUUCUCGUCAGGGGACUCAGCCAGCCAGCCCACCCAAGAAAAGGUCCAGCACCCAGCUCCCCCAGAUGAGGUCUCUGCAGCAUUUAUCUGCCACCACAUCCUACCAGCCAGGGGACCUGGGGCUUGUGCCGCGCCGGGCUCACAUCCCACCCAACCCUGAAGACCUCAGGCUGCUCUCACACACCACCCGAGUGGGAGCCUUCCGGAUGCACAGCACCUCUGAGGUGAGGGUGCCAGGGGCUCCAGAGGCAGCAAGAUGUCAGGAAGCCCUGGGUGCAGGUCAGAGCUCUACCGUGCUGCAGCUGUGUGGGUCUGCUCAGACCUUUUUAGGUUUCUGCUUCCCAUCUGUAAAAUGGGUUGAAGUGGCCAGCAAAAUAGCUCACUGGGAUAGUGCACCUGCUUUGCCAUGCAUGUGACCCAGGUUGGAGCCCAGCCUCCACCAUACUGAAGGUAGUAACUUCAGUGCUGUGGUGUCUUCUCCUUCCCCAUGUUACUGUGUCUAUCUGGAAAAAUCAUAUUGGAGCAGUGAAGACAAAAAGCAGACAAACAAAACCAAACCAAAAAAAAAAAAAAAGAAAGGUGUGGCCAGGUUUAGAGGGUUGAGGCAGAUUCACACAUCCCUCAGGAACAGGAGCUUAAAGGACCAUCUCUUCAGGCAGGGGAAAGUUGGGAAGCCCUGCCCAGGCUGCCUCACUCUCCAAACUGCCAUGUUUAACCUUUCAGGUGCACACUUCUGAUUCUGCAAAAAAGUUCAAAACGUUUAGUCUUCCUUCAGUUUCCCUGCUUUCCAAAUAAGACACAGAGAUCAACCCCUAUUUCCAGGAAUGGACUAUCCAGCAACAGCUCCCCCUUUAAUCCAUGGGCAGCCUGGGGUGGCCCAAAGAAGAGUUAUUAAAUAUAGAUACCACCGG
Erinaceus europaeus (western European hedgehog) is the source of this 2199-nucleotide messenger RNA. It is a transcript of the gene CFAP157, whose product is annotated as cilia and flagella associated protein 157. The record is from RefSeq and is a predicted model, not a curated record. The transcript is spliced from 8 exons. NCBI's taxonomy places the organism in Eukaryota, Metazoa, Chordata, Mammalia, Eulipotyphla, Erinaceidae. Gene Ontology annotation, molecular function: microtubule binding. Gene Ontology annotation, cellular component: ciliary basal body; cilium. The coding region runs from base 34 to 1704 and encodes 556 amino acids. Gene Ontology annotation, biological process: sperm axoneme assembly.